AAAAGCGUAAACAAUAAUUAAAAAAUAAGAACGAUGCAAAGUCAACGAUUAUAGACAAUUAAAGAUUUAGAUUAGUUACUGUGAAAGGAUAAAUGAAAGAUAUUUUUUGUUGCACCAUAAGCACUAUUUUUUAGAGGAAUUCACAGAUUCUAUUCAUUUCAAGAUUCGAUACUUUAUACUUCCUUAUUUUGCCGAAAAUAAUCCCCGAUUAUGGCUACUGUUUCAGCUCGACUUUCUAUAAUUGGAGAAACAUCUUCUGGUGAACCUGACCAAGAUGCUAAUUCUGCUCUGACAGAACUUGAUAAAGGUUUAAGAUCUGCUAAAGUAGGUGAACAGUGUGAAGCUAUCAUCAGAUUUCCACGACUCUUUGAAAAGUAUCCUUUCCCCAUUUUGAUAAAUUCAGCCUGCUUGAAGUUAGCUGAAUUAUUUCGCACUGGGACCAACUUCCAUAGAGUACUUAUUCUACGAGUUAUGCAACAAACACAAAAACAUCUUGACAAAAUUCUUAAUUUAGAUGAAUUUGUUCAUCGGUUGUAUGCUGUUAUCCAUAGCAAUGAUCCUGUGGCUAGAGCACUGACUUUAAGGACUUUAGGCAAUAUUGCUAGUGUUGUUGCUGAAAAAAAGAGUAUACAUCACAGUAUAAGAAAUAGUCUAGAUUCUCAUGAUGCUGUUGAAAUGAAGGCAGCUAUUUAUGCUACUGGAAAAUUUGCUGCCCAAUCAAAGGCGUUUGCUUCUAAUAUUUGCAGCAAAAUUGGAGAAAUGAUUCAAGGACUGGCUACUCCAGUUGAAGUCAAGUUACAACUCCUUUCAAUAUUUCAACAUAUGCACCAUGAUGCUCAAACUAUUGCACAAGUCUGGAAACUAUGCACAUCCCUUCUACCUGAUUAUCCAUCUCAACAAUUUGUUGUUUGCACUCUGCAUACUCUCACUGAACUAGCUGCUGCUUCAAUAACUCACAUUCCUCAACAGGUUAAUUUAUUAAUUUCUUACCUCAAAGAAGAUGGCCGUAUGUGUGUGAAACUAAAUGCCUUAAAAGAUAUGGAAAAAUUAGCAAAGACAGGUCCUCACUUGUGGACUUUAGAAAACGUAAAUCAAUUGGUGAAUUAUACCAUUGAAACGCCCUAUAUUAGUUUGAAGUGUGAGAUUUUCUCUGUGAUGGUGGCUUUGGCUUAUUCAGUUUCUGUGGACAAGUUUGACUUAUCAGCUGAAUGUAAAGUUUUAAAACUUUCUCAAGAUUGUAUAUUGCAUGAUAAUGUCCCACUUGCUGCAAUAUCUGUGGAACUGUUGUCUCAAAUAGCAAUUCAUGUAUUUCAAGAAGACGUAGUUGUUCAGAAUAUAGAUUUAAUGCCAGAAGUAUCAAGUGCUAUUGAAGCAUUACUUUUAGUAAUUUGUACAUCUGAUGAUCAAAGACCAGAAAACCUCAAAUCACUAUUAAAAUGUUUCAAAUGUGCUGUAAAUAUAUGUGAAGUAUCUCCUGAGAUGUGCAUUCAGUUUGUUGAUACUAUUGGCUCUUUGAUUGGUAAAACUUCAGAUGUAUGGGUUGUUCCACUAUGUACAGCUCUAUGUGCAUUAGGCAAUAAAAGUGCUGGUGUUGUAGUUUGCUGGCAAACAGAUUUAAUACCAAAGCUGAAGGAAUUCAUUUUACAACCUCAAAUAACUUCUGAAAGAGCAAAAGCUAUAGGUAUGGUAUGCACUUUACUAUUUCAAACAAGCGUUGAUAAGCCAUGGGUUCUUCAUGAUGAUGAGGUUGUAAUGAAUGCUAUUGAUUCCGUGGAUUUCUGGUCUUCUUAUAAAAUAGGCCGUCAAGCUACCAGAUAUGGGCAUCAUCAGUAUGCCAUUAAAAUCUUUUCUACCCUCUGUAAUAAGGUUAGCUCUGAGCAUUUGUAUUUCUGGUUGAUAAGUCUUUGUGAAAUGAGUAAAGCUGAGAACUGUUUGACAUCUAAAAUUGUCAGAAGUAAUCAAGAUAUAAUAGAAUAUGUUACCCAAGCUAUAACUCAUUACAUGAAAGCUAUAUCAGCUCUGAAGGCAGCUACAACACCUCAACAUUCUUUACUUUUCCAAUGUGAAUAUGCCAGGCUGCGAAGUGAAGUACUUCAAGCACAUCUACAACUGUUGUUGGCGUGCUCUUGUGUUAAGACUUCACCACCUCCGGCAAUUGCUGUGUCUGUUGCUACUGCUACCAGAGAUGAGCUACAGAAAUGUGGCAGAGUUGUUAUGCAGAUAAGAAAAUGUGCAAAGGACUUCAAAAACUUAGCUGACCAGUACGGUGCACUAUAUCAAUCUGUGUUUGAUGCUGAUUCUAAAACACUGAUAAACAUUCAACUAUUACACCAAGGUUGUUUACUUAUUGCUCAAGCUAUUGAUAAAGUAUCUCAACAUAAUCAAGGAAUGGGGUUUAGUACAAGUGAAGAAGACAUAUUGUCAAUUGAAUAUUCCAAGCAAUCUUUAGAAAACUAUCAAAUGGGAGAAGCCUGUAGAAAAGCCUCCACAAUUAUUAGAGAUUUUGCUUCGAAUUAUGAGGAACGAACAGUUUCACGACAGGAAACUGAUUUUUUAAUCAAAAUUAGCAAUGAAAUCUUCUUAAUUCCAUUAUGUUUUCCGAGGUUCUUCUUCCAAGCUUUACAAUCAACUAGCAUUAAACUUGCUAUUUCGCCUCAACCUAAAACAACGGGCGAGCCUAUUAUCAUUCAACACACUUCUCAACUUUCAAUCAAGGUUGAAGGUGUUGUGCAGCAUGGAUCAAGACCUGGAUUGUAUAGGAAAGUAGAUAAGAUAUUAAUAACUGUUGUCAGUCAACAAAAUCGACCUCCUUCUCAAGAUCCCAAGACUUUUCCGGAACCUAAUAUUGUGCCAACUACUACUCUGUCUCAAAAUGUGACACCUCAUUAUGACUAUUUCCAUGCACAGUUUCUUUUGGGAUUUCCCAUCGCUGGCUUGCACUCAAUAACAAUAGAAGCAGCAGUUAUUGACGACAAAGAAAGUCUGUGGAAAACAGGUCCUAAAAUGACCCUCAAUGUGAAGUCUUACGACGACAGCAAUAACCAAAAACCAGCAUCUCGGCCAACUUAUGCUUCACGAUUUCAAACAUAAGAUGAUGACUUUUGCAGUUUUUAAACUUCACAAAAUUGAACUCGUUUCUAUCAUUACCUCAUUUGUAAAAAUAUUUCAUGUCUCUACAUUUACAAGAGAGUUGUAACUUGUUUUAUGUUUCUUCAUAAAGUUUAAAACGUAUAUUUCGCUUA
Molecule: messenger RNA, 3242 nt
Organism: Parasteatoda tepidariorum (common house spider)
Lineage: Eukaryota; Metazoa; Arthropoda; Arachnida; Araneae; Theridiidae
Gene: defl
Product: Integrator complex subunit 7
Biological process (GO): snRNA 3'-end processing
Cellular component (GO): integrator complex
Source: RefSeq, a predicted model, not a curated record